Molecule: messenger RNA, 1530 nt
Organism: Symbiodinium sp. CCMP2456
Lineage: Eukaryota; Dinophyceae; Suessiales; Symbiodiniaceae
Source: the annotation of a GenBank genome assembly
AUGGAUCGGGUCUCCCUUACUUGGAUCAACAGCCAUCUCACUGAGAAGGAAUACAUUGGCAAGUUUGGAGCUGACUCCUUAUGGAGGUGGCAGGCCAAUGCGGAGGUUGAUAGGCUGGUGCAAAACCGAGCCAAUGAGAGAAGGGAUUUGGCCUGGGAACAGAGCAUCCUCAUCGAGGAUGAGGUGGUCAUCAGAGUGAAUGCCCUGUUGGCGCAGAGAACGGCUGCGAUGUUUCAAUAUGAUCAGCUUGAGGGCCCCCAGGUUGUUUAUCCCGACUCCAAAGAGGGCAAUAAGCCUCCGCAGAAGAAGCUUCGUCGAGGGCCCAAGCAGACGAAGCUUUUUAAGGCCCAAAGGCAGCAGAAAAGAAAAACCCAGGAGGCUCCACCUGGUGAAGGCAAGCUGAACAAGAGGCGACAGAUGGAGGCCAUGCUUGGCGGUGCUAGCCCGGCCUUGGGGCACACUUGGGUGGUUGGGCAUCAGUCCAGAGACCAGCUCACGAUCAAGUGUAGCACCUGCGGGCUCUAUGUGCAACAAACGGAGUCGAUUACUACCUUCGAUAGGGAGGUUAAUCACCAUUGUUUGUUUCAGGGCCUGAGUUUCGCAAUGGCCGCCCAUGGGGCCGCGACAUGGAGGCAGAAGACCCUGGUGAAAACCAGGGCACAGACCAAGCUGGUGCGAUACCAGUUGAGCCGGCCAGGAGAAGUCUCGAGAAACCUUCCCAUCCCGGCUUCGGUGAUCCGUGAGAAAGGGCUGGGCAAGCACAAGGCAAAGCCAAGGAAGGGUGCACUGGUGGAGGCGCCGCCUCAAGCUGAAACCAGGGCGGCAGCCAAGUCAAGACCAGAGGCGGAUGAGUACUCGUACUACACGUGUGAGGAGGAGUCUGCCGAAGUCCAGGAUGCUGGCAAACGUGAAAAAUUUGUGGCGGUUGUAAGAGCAGCUGCCAAGGAACGCCAGCGAGGCAGCUCUGCUGAGGACACAGCAGGCGCCACAUCCACUGAGCAAGCUGGUGGUUCAGUGGCGCACACCGAGGCCCCAGUAAAGGGGCCUAGCCCUGGAGAUGACCAGGAGAUGGUGGAGCCAUCUGGGGAAAACCUCCCACCUGUCAAGGAGGAUACCACGGAGGAAGAGGUCAGCAUGGCCCUGCCACAGGAGGAAGCAAAGGCCCCAACCACAGGGGACUGCAGCUCAUCCUCUGAUGAAUCCAGUAGCAGUAGUUCUGCGACAGAAGGGCUGGUGAAGGAGCCUGAGCAAAUGGCGGCGCCUGGUGCUGACCAGGAGAUGAGCAGGACAGAGGAUGGCACUCUCAGUUUUGCCAAAGCCAAGGCGCCCCCGCCGGGAAUAACGAUACCUGGUGCCGACCAGGAAAUGAAACAAAGGGCUGAGGCCAGUACCAAGGAUUACAUGAUGAAGGCAGCCUCACAAGUGAAAGAGGAGCUCCCAGGGGAAACCAGCCCUGAAGGACCGGUGGAAACACCUAAGGAAGAGGACACCAGAAGGCCCGAAUGCACAGGAAACGGGACCACAACCUAA